Messenger RNA from Syngnathus acus (greater pipefish), 1029 nucleotides. RefSeq names its product Ras homolog, mTORC1 binding (gene rheb). Gene Ontology annotation, molecular function: GTPase activity; GDP binding; GTP binding. The transcript is spliced from 9 exons. The coding region runs from base 190 to 744 and encodes 184 amino acids. Gene Ontology annotation, biological process: small GTPase-mediated signal transduction. The record is from RefSeq and is a predicted model, not a curated record. Gene Ontology annotation, cellular component: plasma membrane. NCBI's taxonomy places the organism in Eukaryota, Metazoa, Chordata, Actinopteri, Syngnathiformes, Syngnathidae.
CUUUCUGGAUUUGGCCAAUUGGGACGGAGCAGUAAUUACUAAUUCAUUACAAUACGAAGGGGAGUGACGCAGUUGCUGAAAACCAAAAGCUACCCGCGUAAGACCUGAAAAAACCUCGAGAUUCGGGUGCCAUUCCGGUUGGAGGUUGCGGUCGUCCGCGAGGACUCGAUGCGAUAACCAGAGCGAGACAUGCCGCAGCCUAAGUCACGAAAGCUCGCCAUCCUCGGAUACCGAUCCGUAGGAAAGUCCUCUUUGACCAUUCAGUUUGUCGAGGGCCAGUUUGUCGACUCCUAUGACCCCACAAUAGAAAAUACGUUUACUAAGAUGAUCACGAUAAAUGGACAAGAAUAUCAUCUCCAGCUGGUGGACACGGCAGGACAGGAUGAAUAUUCCAUCUUCCCUCAGACGUACUCCAUAGAUAUAAAUGGCUACAUCCUAGUCUAUUCCGUGACAUCCAAUAAAAGCUUUGAAGUGGUCCAAGUGAUUCAUGAAAAACUGCUGGACAUGGUGGGGAAAGUUCAAGUUCCCAUCAUGCUCGUUGGAAACAAAAACGAUCUGCACAUGGAGAGAGUAAUCAGCUGCGAAGAGGGGAAAGCAUUAGCAGACUCUUGGAACGCUGCCUUCAUGGAAUCCUCGGCCAAAGAAAACCAGACGGCCGUGGAGGUUUUUCGCCGGAUGAUCUUGGAGGCAGAGAAAAUGGAUGGCGGCGCACAGCCUGGCAAGACGUCCUGCGCCAUCAUGUAGGGGGCCAGCCACAACCGAUGUGACUACAUAUAUAUCAGGGAUGAGAAUUUUCUGCGGAUCUGCGCAUUUCCGUGUUUUUUUCCGUCGAAAGUAUCAUUUUCGUGAAUCGUGUAAAUCCGUUGAGAAUUUUUAUAUAUAUAUAUAUAUAUAUAUAUAUAUAUACACACACACACACACACACACACACGGGAGGGGGGUAAGCGGCCGGCCAGCUGGCCGGGCAACGUUAGCCUUGGCGACUCGCGAGCAUUCGCCCGGCAUCUUUUGGCACAUCUCAAGGCAAAA